UCUACUCCAACAAUGUAGCAAUGGCAAGGCGUCUCGAGAACAACAAAGAAGUGUUGCCAUCGAUGUAACGUAGUCCCGCCCUCAUACGAGUACAUACAGACCUAGAACGUCCGGUCUUCCUCUCCGUGAACCUCUACCAUUCAUUGCAGCAUCACAUUGGAUCAAGAGUUUCUUCUAACAUUUGUGGAAUCAGAAAACGAGAAUCUCAAGGAAAACAACACAGGAAAAGUCUGCAAGGAAAUGCAUUGUCUAUCAGCCAAUAACAGUUCAGAUGCUCAAGAGACGUCUCGUUCACGUUACAGAAAAGAAGAUUGGACAACUCUCGAAACGUAUUGUUCCUGCACGGGUUGCUUUAUGACACCUAUUGUAUUAGUAUGUACAGGAGCUGCAGUACCUUUCGCUAGUCUACAUACAAAACCUUACGAGAAAUUCGAAGUCGACACUAAACUAGAGAGCGACAGACUUAUCCGUCUACACAUCGGACUUACAAACAUGAAAGCAGAGCCUCAUCAUUUUACACAAAUGGAUCAAACCUGGCCUAGAGAUCAGUGCACUAAAGAAGCAAUGUGUGAAUUUCGACUAUGCCAUUCGCUCACUUUAUAUUGUGGACGUCUCUACCAGCGACUCUGUUUGUCUAAUGCACAACGAAUUGGGAUCAUGUAUGAUGUCGCAAAGCGAAUUCACUUUCGUAUCGCCGAUGAGACCGUGUACGUGUCUUAUCCGAUGAUGCUCGAUUCCUUAUACAUGUACACGAAUCCUUUGUCUGGCUACCCUGUCUCUAAAAUGAAAGCGAGAAUCAUUCGUCCUAGUGUGUUUUCGUUGCAGGAGUGGUGUAGGAUAGCAAUAACGCUUCUUGUUGCUCGGAAAGACGUCGACAAGUUACCAUUGCCUCGCAGACUGAAGCACUACGUGGGAUUCGAGACGUGCAAUAGUCUAGCGUAUCUAUGAGGGUAUAAAGACAUGGUUGCCCAUGCCUUGACUGUUAGAUUUCGAAUUUUUUUGCAAUAUACAGAUUGUGCGAUGGUAACAUAUAUGGAUGUUGCGCAUAUCUUUUGUUGCAGAGCUAUACUGAUUGCUUGAAACUUAGAAAUAGUAGUCCCAACAUU
Messenger RNA from Corticium candelabrum, 1106 nucleotides. RefSeq lists its product as uncharacterized. Gene Ontology annotation, biological process: intracellular signal transduction. The record is from RefSeq and is a predicted model, not a curated record. The transcript has 2 exons. The coding region runs from base 241 to 948 and encodes 235 amino acids. Lineage: Eukaryota; Metazoa; Porifera; Homoscleromorpha; Homosclerophorida; Plakinidae.